Messenger RNA from Pseudophryne corroboree (corroboree frog), 2638 nucleotides. Its product is annotated as solute carrier organic anion transporter family member 1A2-like. The record is from RefSeq and is a predicted model, not a curated record. The transcript has 15 exons. Gene Ontology annotation, biological process: bile acid and bile salt transport; sodium-independent organic anion transport; transmembrane transport. Gene Ontology annotation, cellular component: plasma membrane. The coding region runs from base 148 to 2064 and encodes 638 amino acids. Lineage: Eukaryota; Metazoa; Chordata; Amphibia; Anura; Myobatrachidae. Gene Ontology annotation, molecular function: protein binding; bile acid transmembrane transporter activity.
GCGGUUCUGUACACAGUGUACAAGGACAGUGCUUUAGGGUCUGUUCCGUUUGCUGUUCUGCCAAGAAGCCCUGGGUGCCUUGGAACGGAGAGUCCUUCCCGGGAUGGUAAGGGAGAAUAAAACAGUAUUAGUCUGAAGUAGAAGAUAAUGGUGACACAAACUCCAGUCCCUGCGCAGAAGCGAUGCCGCGUCUCCAAACUCCAUGUGUUCAUUUUCGCCUUGUCCUUAUCUUACGUCACCAAAAACGUGGCCUUCUCCUACGCUCGGAGUAUGAUCACGCAGAUCGAAAGAAGGUUCAACAUUCCCUCCUCGCUUGUUGGUGUGAUUGACAGCAGCUUUGAUAUCGGAAAUAUAUUGGUGAUCACCUUUGUCAGCUACUUUGGUGCAAAGCUACAUCGUCCCCGAAUGAUAAGUAUCGGUUGUGUGGUCAUGUUCCUGGGGGGCUGCAUAACUGUGUUACCCCAUUUCAUCAUGAAGCGCUACCAGUAUGAGAGAGCAACGGCCAACACAUUGCAGAACAUGACCUCCCACACCUCCCACGCUCACCUGUGUGUGGCAGGUCAGAGCCACGCCCGGGACCCCGAGUUUUCAGAAGAGUGCACAGCGGGAUCCUCAGAGUCCUUGAUGUGGAUAUUUGUUCUUGUUGGGAAUAUUCUACAAGGAUGUGGAGAGGUCACAAUGGAGCCGCUGGGACUGUCGUACAUUGAUGACUAUGCAAAAGUGGAAAAUUCUCCAUUUUACAUCGGAAUAGUACAAACGCUGUCCAUCGGGGGCCCUCUCCUGGGAUCGCUCAUGGCGGCAUACUUCGCAAAGCUGUACGUUGACGUUGGUUACGUAAAUCUGGAUGAGGGUACACUAAGUAUCAAUGACACCCGAUGGGUUGGUGCCUGGUGGAUUGGAUAUCUGGCCACUGCUCUCCUGAAUUUGUUGGCUGCCAUACCCUUCUGGUUUGUCCCCAAGUCGCUGCAUAAAGAGGGCCAGGAGGAGCAACCUGAGCUGAGAGAGAUGCUGAGUCCACAGACAGGAGAUAACAGAGAGGAGGCUGCGGAGAAUGCAGACUUCUCAGUGCAAGAAUUCCUGAUACUCCUAAAUGGUCUCCUGAGGAAUAAGGUCUAUAUGUUGUUUCUGCUGGUAACGUUCAUCCAGUUCAGUGCGUUUGUGGGUUUCUUCUCAUUCACUCCCAAAUUUUUGGAGCAGCAGUACGGCAUAUCGGCAUCGGAAGCCAUCUUUUUAAUAGGGGUUACCACUCUGCCAGUCAUAGGUGUCGGAUACUUCCUCGGGGGCUUCUUCAUGAAGAGAUUCAAGAUCACAACACUGAUGUCAGCAAGGUUUGGUUUUUGCACCCUAAUAACGGAAUACCUGCUGUAUCUCCUGGCCUUCAGCAUGACAUGCAAGAAUGCGGCUGUAGCCGGCCUGACGGUCUCGUAUGACGGUGUGGAGCAAGUGUCGUACGUCGGCAACUUAUCCGCUGACUGUAACAUGAACUGUGGUUGUCCGUCUGAUGUGUGGGACCCCGUGUGUGGUGAUAACGGGGUGGCCUAUGUUUCUGCCUGUUUAGCCGGCUGCUCAUCUUCUACCGGGAGUGAGCAGAAUGUGAUUUUCCAGAAUUGCAGCUGUGUAUUUUCACCGAAUAUGACGGCGGUGCUGGGGCAGUGCCCGCGGGAGGAACGCUGUAACACCAUGCUGGUCUACUUCAUGAUCCUGAAUGUUCUCUGCUGCUUCAUCUUUUCCAUAGGAGCCAUGCCAGGAUACAUGGUGCUGAUCAGGAGUUUGACCCCAGAAGAAAAGUCUUUUGGUCUCGGCCUUCACCUUUUACUUGCACGAGCGCUCGGUGGAAUCCCUUCCCCGAUAUACUAUGGCGCAGCCAUCGAUACCACCUGCAUUAAAUGGGGGACUACGAGCUGCGGAGACCCGGGGGCUUGUCGCAUGUACGACUCUGACGCUUACAGAUACCUGUAUUUUGGGAUCCCAGCGGGAUUACGCUUUGUGUCCUUUAUCCCCUGCGUCCUCAUCCUCCUCUCCAUGAAACGCGUCAGCUCCCGUGAGGAAAGUGCCAGGUCAUGAGGAAGAGAUGGAAUACGGAGAAGAAAGACGCUGUAUAUAGUAUAUAGGGAUGGAACACGGACACACGGACCCUGUUAUUUUAUGAAUAGCCCCCAAUGAUAACUUGUUGGGAUACGUUUCAUUAAAUUCCUGGGAUACUGGGCUCAGAGGUCACAGAUGAGCAGAUCAGAGCAUUGGAGGCUGGAGGAGGAGGAGGGAUAAGAAGACAUCAGGGACAUGGGGACUACUGGUGACAAUAAUGGACAACCAAGCCACAAACAGAACAGAGAAGAAAGUGCCACCCAUUGGCCUCGGGGGUGACUGACGCACUGGGCAGCGGCCUGCGGUGACACCUGGCGGGUGUGCUGCCCCCAGGGCCAGUUCAUGUAUCAGCAGAGCGGCGGCUCACAAGGCUGGUUCUGCUAAGGGUGACAUUGCUACAUUGUAACUUAUCAUUUAUCAGGUCAGAUCCCUUCACACCUGCUAUGUACAGAGCUGCACAGUAUACACACAUGUAAUAAUAAUACCUUAUAAUACUCUGAUUACCUUUUAUAUUGUGUAAAGUGAAAUAAAUGGAUUUCUUGUAUUAUUAUAA